This is a messenger RNA of Paramecium sonneborni, 292 nucleotides long. NCBI's taxonomy places the organism in Eukaryota, Ciliophora, Oligohymenophorea, Peniculida, Parameciidae. The record is from the annotation of a GenBank genome assembly.
CAUGGAGUAUCAUCAACUUUCCAAUUUUUAUACAUAUUCUUGUAUGUAGACAAUCAUGAAAAAGAUCCAUAAUUUGUAUUGUUUGAUUUAGAUCCUUUUUAUAUUUUUACACUAGACAAAUAUCUCGGAUAAUCAUGAUAUUUAUGAUCAUUAUUAAAAUAUCUUAUAAGUUGUAACUCUUUUUAUAUCACCUUCUUGUUUAGGGUUUAAGUAUAAGUUUUAAUUUUAAGGUGAAUAUUUAUCAGGCAUUUUUUAUAUAGAUUUUUAUUAAUAUAUAGUUUUAUUAAGAUGA